CUGCCGGGGGAGACCUGGUGGCCAGCGGCGGCGCGAGGCCCUCUCCCGCGUCUGCUCCUCCUUCUCCAACUGGGCUCUUGCUGCUGCUCGCCAUGGACCGAAACCCCUCGCCUCCAUGGAGAGGGUCGGAGGCGGAGGACGAGGCCGAGGCCGCGGGAGGAGACGCCAUCGGGGCCACGAUUUACAGCAAACAUUGGCUCUUCGGCGUUCUCGGCAGCCUCAUCCAGCUUAUUAACCCUGAGAAAGACACAUCUAUGGCAAAUAAUGUGGAGGAACAACUGACAGAACUGGAUGAAGAAAUGGAGAAUGAAAUUUGCAAGGUGUGGGAUAUGUCAAUGGAUAAGGAUGUAGCUUUAUUUCUCUAUGAAUUUAAUGCCCCAGACAUAUUCAUGGGAGUUUUGGCCAGGACUAAGUGUCCUCGACUAAUGGAGAUUUGCGUGGGAAUUUUGGGCAAUAUGGCCUGUUUCCAGGAAUUAUGUGUGUCUAUCAGUAAUGAUAAAAAUAUUGGACGUACUUUGUUGCACUGCUUGUAUGAUUUGGAUCCACCUACUCUGCUGGAAAUAAGCAGGUUACUGCUAACAUGCCUUUCCCAGCCACAAGUUGCCAAUAUUUGGAUUGAAAGGAUACGGGAAAAUCCAGCUGUCUAUGAAAGCAUUUGUUUCAUCAUGUCAAGCUCAACAAAUGUUGACUUGCUGGUGAAAGUAGGUGAGGUGGUUGAUAAGCUCUUUGACUUAGAUGAGAAGCUAAUGGUGGAGUGGAUUGGAAAUAGUGCUGCUCAAGUCCCAGAUCAGUCCUCUGGGGAUUCUGAAGAGCAAACCUCAUUGAAGAUUGUCCCCUGCGUACUGGAAGCUGCCAAACAAAUCCGUUUUGAUAACCCAGAAGGACUGGAGGUUUAUAUGCACAUCUUACAACUACUUACUACUGUGGAUGGUGGAAUUCAGGUAAUUGUUCAGCCUCCUGAUACUGGAAGAAAUAUUUGGAAUUUUCUUUGUGAUGUGGCCUGCCAUGACUUUUGUCAGCCUGAUGAUCCACCGAUCAUACUUCAGGAACAGAAAACAGUAUUGGCCUCCAUCUUCUCAGUAUUAUCUGCUGUGUAUGUGUCACAGGCUGAACAGGAAUUUAUAAAGAUGGAAAAUGAUCUGCCUCUAAUCGGCACCUUGAUUCGAGUCUUGCAGAACAUGGAGCACUGUCAGAAAAGAUCAAUGACUUUAGCAGAUUCCAAUACUGAAGAAACUGAAAAGUCUGCUAUAACUGAGGAGGACUUCCACUUGAAAGUCUUGAAGGAUGUUUCAUGUGAAUUACUUUCUAAUAUUUUUCAGGACUUGACAAAGGAAAUUACCCUCCAGGCUCUUAAGGAGGAUCAUCUAAACAAACAGAAAUGUUCCUGUGCAUUCAAGAACCUUCUUCCCCUGUACUGCUCUGUGGUAAAAGACUUCCUUAAGGUCCUUCAUGAAGCUGACAAGGCUCUUGUGGAUGAUCUGGAGAAGGACUUUCCAAGUUUGAAGGCAUAGCACUGAAACUAGAACAGAACAGCCUUUACUGAAGGAAAAGACUGUUUCUUCCUUGGCUAAAGAAUGUGAUAUAUCCCAGCCUUCAGUAAACCUUGCCAACCUGAUGGAGUGUCUGAAGAACAACAGAGGACUCGUAAACCCCCAUGGACUGGGACCGCCCUAUUCCCUGCCCCUUUGUGUGUUCUAGUCAGGAGUAUAAAUCUCUCAUUGAGUGUGUUGGUUUGUCAGCUUCUGUUGAAGCCCCUCAUGCUAGUAUUUAGGGUGUCAACAGGGAAAGCUUGCCCUGAACUUGAGGUUUGUGUCAGAAUUUCACAUGCAAGUAGGUAUUAGACCUUAGACAUUUAAAGAGGAAUUUGUUUAUGGUCAUUAUGCCAAUCAUCUUAAAAUCUUAAAAUACUUGAGAAGAGUAGCUAAAACCUCUUAGAGUUUGAUGUUGGACAGUUUGUAAAAAAGGACCAGUAUAUUUAGUAGUAUUGGAUGGUAUGGAAAUCCUCCUUUGCAAUUGAAUUCCACUGCAAGUACAUACAAUAAUUGCUUUCAGUUCACUGAAUUUUGAGUGAUAGCUCUCCCCUGAUUGAGUGAUAAUGUAACUCAUGACUUCUUUUGCUUGUCAGAUUUUGGUGAUGGUCCCAAUGUUAUUUGCCACUGUGACCAGUUACACUGGUCUGGGAUGUCAGAAUUCUUCCCUUUUUGGCUUUUAUUGUUUCCACAAACAAAUGAAGGACCACCAGACAUGUUUGGUUUUUGUUCAUUAUAGAUUCCAAAGUCACACUCAACAGACUCUGGUAAUAUUUUCCCUAUUCAUAUCACGAUAUUUUGGCCCACAAAUUCUAAUUUAGAUCACAUUUUGCCUUUCUUGGCAGAGCUUUCCCAUCCCGAAAUUUACAAAGUGUUGGAAUCUUCACAAACUAUGUGCAAAUAUAAAUAAAAUUUUAUACAUGCUUUUGCAUCCUUUCUGGAUUUCUCUACUUUUCUCAAGGCCAUUUUUGUAGUAAUUUACCCAUGCUAGCAAAAGAAGCCAAAGCUGGUAGAUUUCUUUUGUAUUUUUGUUCAGAGUUUUGGUACUGACCUUAGUAUAAACAGAGAAAGUAACUAAAAUAACCCCCCAUGAUCAGAGAAAAUAAGUUGUGCCUCCCAGUAAAAUACAAGUGCAGAUUGUACAUUUCAGGUUGGUGCUGGAAGUUUUCCUGUUAGACAUUAAUCUUUUUACCUGUGAACUAUUAAAACAUUCUUUGGAAGGGUAAUGCUUAUCAGAUCUUAACAUAAAUAGAUUUCAUAUUCUAUCACGAGAACAAGUUUUGAGUAGGAGUGAACAAUUUUUAAUAUAAAUACUAUGAGCCCCUGGGGGAGAGGAUGCUUCUAAUGGUUUGAUCCCAAAGAUAUAUGGGAGCAAUGGAAUUCUUUGCUUUGGAGGUUCACUCACUGCUUUGUAUACCAUGUUUUUCAGUGUUCAGAGUUGCUCUAUAUAGAUUAUGUUAUUUUUGAUAUAGUUGAAAACUUUUCCAUAAAGCUAUCAAUUAAAAUAAAAAAGAAUUAUUUCUA
Molecule: messenger RNA, 3053 nt
Organism: Antechinus flavipes (yellow-footed antechinus)
Lineage: Eukaryota; Metazoa; Chordata; Mammalia; Dasyuromorphia; Dasyuridae
Gene: SAAL1
Product: serum amyloid A like 1
Exons: 12
Coding region: 93-1511 (472 amino acids)
Source: RefSeq, a predicted model, not a curated record